GAGAAAAAUAAAGAAACCUCUUGCGGCGUGAGAGUGGAAGAGACAGAGAUAGAGUAAACCAAACCAAAACGAAAGGCCAGACGAAGUGAGUACGAGAAAUGGCAUGUCGCUCUGUUAUUUCAUCUUCCCUUCACAUGACAAACUCCAUGACCGUUAAGGGUGUUCUUUCCUUCGCACCUAACCCUCCUCUGUUUCAUCAUCUCCCCAAAGCCGUCGCCUUUGUUUCCCUUUCUGCUUCAACUAAACCUCCCACGAAGUCAUUUCAAGUGAGAUCGGUUGUUGGCACUACAGAAGCUGCAUCAGGGUUUGAUGAAAUGGUUUCUGGGACUGAGAGGAAGUAUUACAUGCUAGGUGGUAAAGGAGGGGUUGGGAAGACAAGCUGUGCUGCUUCACUUGCUGUUAAAUUUGCCAAUAAUGGACACCCAACUCUUGUGGUUUCCACUGAUCCAGCACAUUCUUUGAGUGAUUCUUUUGCUCAGGAUUUGACAGGGGGAGCAUUGGUGCCAGUGGAAGGACCUGACUAUCCACUUUUUGCCCUCGAAAUAAACCCUGAGAAAUCUAGGGAAGAGUUUCGAAAUGCUGCUCAAAAAAAUGGUGGAACUGGGGUCAAAGAUUUCAUGGAUGGCAUGGGUCUUGGAAUGAUUGCAGACCAGAGAACAAAUAAGAAGUCAGGCACAAGAAUCACCUUACCACGCAGUCCGUUAUCUCCUCAGUUGGCCUCUUCCCAUUCGAUACGUAUCGGCUUGAACCCAGGAGGGGUUACCUGCAGAAGAAUCUCCGAAGCUCAAACAAAAUACAACAAGAGACAACAAGACGAGAGUAAUGAGUUCGCUUCUUUGAUUUCAAUGGAAGAAUCACUUCAUAAAGACAAUAAGAGAAAAGGGCAUCAAAGACUUGAAGAUGGCUGCUGAAAAGGGUCAAUUGGAAGGAAAGUAUGUGUGCGGUUUGAUCUUAUUAUGCUCAUACGAAGAUGAUUUGAGAAAAAAAGGAGUUGAGUACAUGCAAUUUUUGAGGAAUGUGAAAUGUGUUGUAAGUUACAGAAAUAAAGUAAUAGCUUUGUUAGGUAACAUAUGGAGAAGACCUUAUGGAACGCUAGUGCGCAACCCAACCCCUUUGUGUCGUAAGAGGUUAUACAAUGGAUGGGUUAUGAAGAAAAGUCAUUAUUGGAAAAUAGUAGAUAAUGAAGAUGAUGAUAAUAGU
Messenger RNA from Vigna unguiculata (cowpea), 1200 nucleotides. Its product is annotated as ATPase GET3B-like. NCBI's taxonomy places the organism in Eukaryota, Viridiplantae, Streptophyta, Magnoliopsida, Fabales, Fabaceae. Gene Ontology annotation, molecular function: ATP hydrolysis activity; ATP binding. Gene Ontology annotation, cellular component: GET complex. The record is from RefSeq and is a predicted model, not a curated record. Gene Ontology annotation, biological process: tail-anchored membrane protein insertion into ER membrane.